AUGGAGGACGCAGACUCUGCAUCUACUAGAUCCGGGAAUCCAUACUUCGCUCCCGCGGACGGACGCUGUCCGAUCAACGACCUGCCCCCCGAGCUGCUCUCGCAUAUCUUCCUCCUCGGGAGCGCCGAAUACACACAGGACGAGCACGACGAAGACGAGGAGGAGGCGGAGGCAGACAACGCCGACAACGAUGAGGAGGACGAUGAGGAGGAUGAGGAAGAGGAGGAGGGCGAACCUGAGUGGGAGGUGCUCGUCUCGCACGUAUGCCACCGCUGGCGCGAGGUCGCGCUGAACACGCCCGCGCUGUGGACCACGCUCGACUCCGACUGCGAACUGGAGAAGAUUCGGGUGUACCUCGAGCGCUCGCAGAACGCGCCGCUCGUGCUCUCGUUCGACCUCGCGGAGGACGACGAUGACGACGAGGAAGACGAGGGGCGCGACGACGACGACGACGCGGACACCGCCAAGGACGUCGCGCUUACGAUCCGCCUCGGCGAGACCCUCGCGCUCAUCAUGCCGCACGUCGGGCACUGGCGCUCGUUUGAACUCAUGGUCUCCGAUUACGCGCUGAUGCACCUCGCGCUCCUCGAGUUCGGCAGGGCGCCCGCGGCGCCCAUCCUGGAGGAGCUCCUGCUGUACGUCUACGAUGACACGGACGAGUACGACACGUUCCACCCCGAGCCCCUGAAACAGCAGGACUUCGUCCUCUUCGGCGGCAGCGCGCCCAAGCUGACGCACGUCGCGCUCUGGGGCGUGCACCUCGACUGGGCGCGCUCGCAUUUCCUCAGCGGGCUGCAGGAGUUCGAGCUCGCGUACCACGCCAAGGACGUGCGCCCGAGCUUCGCAGACGUCGCCCGCAUCCUCCAUGGGUCGCCCGAGCUCCACACGCUCACUUUCUGCCUAUCCGGGCCCGCGGGCGGCCCGGUCGAGUGGCUGACGAGCAUGUUCGAGGACGUGCCCGAGGGCGUAUCGGUCUCGACGACGCUCGCGCUCCCGUCCGUGAAGAAGCUCGUGCUCGCGUACCUCGAGCCCGCGUACGCCAUGCCGCUCGUGGAGCGCCUCGCGCUGCCGCACCUCACCGAGCUUGCGCUGGACCUCGAACAGGACGACUUCAGCGACUUCCUCGUUAUGCUCGCGAGGCCCGCGUCCGCGACGGGCAAGCCCCUCCUCGCGGAGCUCGAGUCGUUCAAGGUGUCCGGGCUGCCGUGCGGCGACGAGGCGGUCGCUGAGGCACUCGGCGCGCUGUCGAAUCUCACGUACAUCAACCUGAAUUUCGGGUUUAUCGAGAACUCGUGGGCGCGGUACCUCAUCGACCCGCCCUCGAAGGCUGCGGCGGUGACGAGCCCUAGCGGGGCGCGCGUGUUCUGCCCGCGCCUCCAGACGCUGACGGUGACGGGGCUCGACGGCGGGGAGGUGAUGGGGAUCAUAGCGGCGCGCAAGAAUGCGGGAGUGCCCAUUAGGCAGCUGCAGAUAAACGAGGACGAUCAUGUGGAUGAGGAGCAGGACGAGUGGCUGAGACAGAAUGUGGAGAGCUUUGAAACGUUUGAGGCCUCCGACGACGAAAUCGUGUUCGAUGGCUCCGACGUUGACAUGGAUAUUGAAGAAGUUGAAGAAGACGGUACAGAUGAUUUCUAUGCUUGGGAAGAUGUAGACUGA
This is a messenger RNA of Sparassis crispa, 1656 nucleotides long. RefSeq lists its product as hypothetical. The record is from RefSeq and is a predicted model, not a curated record. Bases 1 to 1656 code for a protein of 551 amino acids. NCBI's taxonomy places the organism in Eukaryota, Fungi, Basidiomycota, Agaricomycetes, Polyporales, Sparassidaceae. The transcript has a single exon.